Molecule: messenger RNA, 4465 nt
Organism: Cyprinus carpio (common carp)
Lineage: Eukaryota; Metazoa; Chordata; Actinopteri; Cypriniformes; Cyprinidae
Product: syndetin-like
Exons: 8
Coding region: 3069-3707 (212 amino acids)
Biological process (GO): endocytic recycling; retrograde transport, endosome to Golgi
Cellular component (GO): EARP complex
Molecular function (GO): SNARE binding
Source: RefSeq, a predicted model, not a curated record
GGGUGAGUAAUUAACAACAGCAUUUUCAUUUUUAGGUGAACUAUCCCUUUAAGGUUUGAGCAUGUCAGCUAUCCUAACAUGGGCCUCCCGUUUGUCAGACCUUUGUGAAGUAAAGCAUCUUUUCAAUGGCAUUAUCUGCCGCUCAAAUGGGUCCAUGCCUCUACCUCUGCAAACUGACAAUGUGACUUUCCUUCCCAGGAGUUUCUUGACUGCCUUGCCUACUUUAUAAAGUCAUGGGCCUUUUGAACACUAUUGAAAGUGUAAAUGAAUUCCUGAGUGCAGAGGGAGUGACAUUGAAGGGGCAUUGAAUUUUCUCACUGUUUUCCACCUAUGUGAGCUGGGAGAGUCUGUUGAGGAAGGCAAGCUUGUUUAACAGCAUUUGAGGCCAUAAUAAAGCUGUUGGUUGGGGCAUUGGUUUGGCAGUGGCAGCCCAAGGGCUGCCUGCUGUUCUUGGACUUCUGUUCUUGGAGUUUCAGACCUCUACUGCCUUGCAAACAGACCUAUACAUUCAUAUUUUCCACCUUGUUUCACAGCUGCACUUACUUACCCAGCUCACUGUUGACCACCUCAAAAAGAUGUUCAUUCUUUGUAGUCUUCAAGAAGCCAUGAACUUUUUCUCUGGGAAGCAGAAGCUGAACAGUUGGAUCCUUAGUGUGCUAAUAACAUUAUUCAGUUCCUUGAGAACUAUACAACAAAACUAAACAUAUCAAUAAUACCAACCUGUCAGUCUAGGCUUUGAUUGGCUUGACCAGUUACGUGCUGUUUUCUAAUGGAGUCUAUGGCCUUCAUCAUCUGUAAAAUAGUGUUUCUGUCAUGGGAUUUGACAAUAGUCUUUAAUCGUUCCACACAAGCCAGGUGGGGUUAAAACAUUUGUCUUACGAAACAAAAAGAUCUCCACACUUCAUCUGUCAUGCACUGAAUUCUGGUCCCAGUGAUGCUUUUAUGGCCAAACUCUCUGCAGCCUACAGUGAUUCUACCUUCCUUUUUUUUUUUCUUCUGACAUUUUCUUCUUAUUAUCACAGAAGUGUUUCAUUUGCACUCUGUAUGCUUUGCAAAUAAUUGUUUGUUUGCUAUGCUGAGCCAGUGCUAAAUCAAAAGUAAAUGCUUUCAUGCUGGUGGAUUGAGGCCAGUGCCCUUGCACACUAUAGAGCAGGAGUAAAGUCUUUGCACUCUAUUUGGCCUUUCCAUGUGGUUUAGCAUCGUUAUAAGUCAUGAUUUCAUUCCCAAAGAAGAACACUCCUGGGCAGACAUACAAGGGUGUUUUUAAAAACUGAAGGAAAUGAGGGGCCCUGAGGAGAAUUAAGCUUCUAGAUGCAUUGAUCAGUACAGGGUUUCAAGUGUGAUCUGGAUUUAAUGACUUGCUUUCUGAAGACCUGACUCAUAAUUCCACAUAUUUGGACAUUUAUAUUAGAACAAGGCGUUGCUGAUGUGCAAGAUUUCACUUUUUGGCUUUUUAAGCCACUGCUGUUCAUUGGUACUAAUGCAAACAACUUGCCAAGGCAAUGCUUUUUCCCCCCUGCAUGCCUUCUGAGUGACAGUGUAGUGUAUUAUCUUUGAUAUUUAAGUGCUGACCACAGAACAUUUCACUUUAACUUUGUCCUGACCAAAUCCAGCAGAAAAUCUGAGGGAGACUGGAUACAGUCGCCAUAAGAUUAGCUGUCAGAUGCCAGCCAGGUUUGCCUUUAACCCACCCGACGGGUUUGAAGGCACAUUAAAUAAAACAACACAUCUCAUCUUUCUCUCUUGCUCUUGUUCUGGUUUUUGCACAUUCACCUCCUCUGCUGAUCGUACAGCAAGAGAAAAAGCAUGAGAGGGGUUUCUGUCACUAAUGGAAACUUUUCAAACUCUUAAAUGAGUAAGAGUAGCUGUCAGUAUCAGAGGCAGCCGGUCUUGAAGAAAAGCCAAUGGAGACAAAAAAGUAAAUAUCAUUACUUAUAAAAAAAAAAAAAAUUUUACAAAGCGGCUGAAAUUGAUAUGCUCAUUUGGAUUCACUUUCACCCAUGACUAACUCCAAACACACAAGACAUUCAAUCUCACAUGGAGAUGGAGAUUAUGUAUUGCGCCAUUUCAUUUAGUAAUGAACAACAUUAGGAUCUGAAAGGUCUGUACGGCAUUGUAUACAGCCGGAGUAUCAACUCUGCCACGCACAUAAUAUAAGAUGCAUUGGUCUUGCCAUUCAUUGCUCUUUGCCUCAAGUUAAUAACUUAGCUUAAAGGCAAUGAAUGGAAAGAACGGGGAACGAUAUGCAAGUGGCUUAUCUGAAAAUGGAUCACCUCCAGGAUGAUGAAGCGCUUCAGUGUAGGGAAAGCCUGAGUAGUGCUUAUUAAGUGUUGCAGAUAGAGUUAGUAACGGACGGGAAGAUGCGACUGUCACGCUAACAGAUGGGUCCUUUGGCAACUUUGCAAAAAUGUUAAAGUCAGAGAAAGACUGCAGUUUUAUUGUCCCCCUGGCAGCCAUUUGUUCACUAAGUAAAUGAAAGCGUUAAAUUGCUCAAUACUGUGCUUGCUGUAGUUUUGCUUGCACUAAUGUGGUGGAAGUCAGUUUUCUUUAAUGAUUAAAUGUGUAUAUAAAUGUGUCUUUUUAAAAUGAUUAAUUGUGCUUAAUUAAUGUUUUGCAGUAAAAAUUCCCAGUAAUUGCAAUAUAUUUAAAAAAUCGAAUCCAAAAAUUUCAUUAUUUGCUUUGUGUCAAUUUUCCUUUUUGUUUCUCAAUGCAAAGCACUUCCAAUCUGCAUCUCUGCCUUCACAAGGCUCUCAACUUGGUGCGUCCAGACAGGUGGUCCCUAUCUAUUGGUAUGAAUCAUCGGGUUGGGUUUGAUCAGCAGCAGACUGAGGACGACGCUCAGCCGAAUCCAGGAGAGCCUAAUAGACGUGGAGGCUGGAGGGGAGAAUGCAGGUCCUCACGCAUCUCCUGAGGAAAGGAAGGAGAAGGUCCCCAGUCCUCAUCUCAGUCAGCUGGUGGUCCUGACGGCUAGUGAUACGCUUUAUGGCUUGGCUGAGAGAGUCGUCGCCACUGAAUCACUAGUUUUUCUGGCAGAGCAGUUUGAGUUCCUUCACCUUCAUCUCGACACCAUGAUGCCUUCAGCCAAGAAGCCCUUUCUUCAGCAGUUCUACUCACAGACUGUAUCUACAGCCAGCGAGCUCCGCAAACCCAUUUACUGGAUUGUGGCGGCCAAAGCCAUAGAUUACGAACAGAUGCUGUUACUGAUGGCGGGAGUGAAAUGGGACAUUAAAGAGAUAAUGUCACAGCACAACAUCUAUGUGGAUGUCCUUUUAAAGGAGUUUGAGAAGUUUAACCAGAGACUGGGAGAUGUGUCGAAAAUAGUUCGGAUUCCUCUGCCUGUGUCCAAUGUCUUAUGGGAGCACUGCAUCCGUCUGGCCAACAGGACAUUAGUGGAGGGCUAUGCAAAUGUGAAGAAAUGCAGUAAUGAAGGACGUGCGUUGAUGCAGCUGGACUUCCAGCAGUUCCUGAUGAAGCUGGAGAAGCUCACCGACCUCAGACCAAUUCCAGACAAGGAGUUCGUAGAGACCUACAUCAAGGCAUACUACCUUACUGAGAAUGACAUGGAGCAGUUCAUCAAGAACCACAGGGAGUACUCUAUGAAGCAGCUGACUAACCUGGUCAACGUCUGCCUCGGGUCCCACAUCAACAAGAAAGCACGACAGAAACUCCUCGCAGCUAUCGAUGACAUUGACCGGCCGAAAAGAUAAAUAAAUGUCACCAAACUCCACAGAAAAAACACCCACACCUUCAGUGUAACUUGUCCGGUACCUAUUAUCAUGCACAGCCUGCAUUUUUUUAACCAUGUAAACAUUUGUGGUUUCUGUUUACAUUUUAUUACGAAUGUAAGCAGGACGUGCUCUGACUACCUAUGAAGCAGUCAUUUGAAGGGCUGUAAAGGAUAAUGGAUAAUGAAGGUGUUAAUAGUAUCACUUGAAUCACAACACAAAUGAAUGACUCAUGCACUAUCAAACAGUAAUUUAAACAUAGCUGUGGCUAAGCAACCAUGUUCUUCUGCCAUAUUUCCCUUUUUGAGGUAUUUGUGCUGGAUCUGCAUUUUUAAAAUGAUACCAAGAUUCCCUCUAACACACUGAGACUGCGUCUCUGACAUUUUACACAAAAAGCAUGUGCGUUCCUUCCUAGCUGUGCAUCACUGGUCUCACCCUGUUACAGAUUCCAGAGACUAUUGUAGUGUUGUUGUCAUUUGUCAUGAAACACAUUUGUGCAGGAAUGUGAUUACUUAUAUGUUAAUAGUAAUAAUAGAGGAAGACUCUAAAAAAGACCUGAAACCUUCCUGUUAGAAAGUGAUAAAACUAUUUAUUUCAGAUACCGUACAUCUGAAAUGUAGAUACACUGUAUUUCUCCCGCUGAAAUGUGUUGCUUUGUUUGUGGUUACUAAAUUUGUAUAAUACUAUUCAGCUGGACCAAGUCGAAGGCAAGGUCGUACAAUAAAUACGCUACCAUUUUA